Molecule: messenger RNA, 1169 nt
Organism: Rubroshorea leprosula
Lineage: Eukaryota; Viridiplantae; Streptophyta; Magnoliopsida; Malvales; Dipterocarpaceae
Source: the annotation of a GenBank genome assembly
UUCUUCUGCAAUUUAUAUAUUUUAAGUAAUUAGUGAUGAGUUCAUUAAUGUCCAUGAGCAUAUCAAAGGUUUAUCCAGUGGUCCAAAAAAUUAUGUUUCUUGCUAUAAUGGAUAUAUUGUCAAUGGAUUCCGAUUUCACACUGCCAUCUAUGGUAGAAAUAAGCGAACAAUGAAUUAUGGUGUCUGUGUUGUCGAAUCUAUUGUGGAUUGUUGUAGUUCUCGUUGCACGGAGGUUAUUGAAUCCACCAAACCACUGCAACAGCCAAAUCCAUUUGACCCCCAGAGACGAGUUCAAGAAAAGGUUCCUAUUGAUGUGGUUCUGGAGACUCCAGCUUCAGAUGUUGAUAUACAGGCCGAGUCUCUCAAUGAUGAGGAUACACUUGUGGCUACCCCCUAGCAAAGACAGGGAUGGGGGCAAACUAACCCCGUGUAGAUGCCUAUAGAUGGGACGAAGAUCCCAUUAGAGCUAGAUGAGUAUGGUGGCUUGCCACAACAGGUCAGACGACAAAUUGUGGUCCAGUUGUGGGAGAAUCUCCCAGAUGCUUACAUAUUGUGGGGACAAGUCCUUCACGAUUUAUGGAACGUGACGGCAAGGAUCAAGUUCAAGCAUGCAUUUAGUGAGUUGAAAGCUAAGUGUGCAAAGAGAAACUUUCAAGUUAAGCCUUUAGAUAUGAAUCCAGAGUUAUGGGCGAGGCUUGUUCAUUUAUGGACUGAGGAAAAAUUGACAGCUGAAUAUGUUGCUAGGCAAGAGGAAGAAGGAUUUGACCUUACAAUAGCUCAUGGUGAGUUAUUAUUUAGGGCAACUGGUGGGGUCAAGAAAGGAUGGCUGAAAGGUUUGGAUAUUCACACACAUCCACAAGAUAUAGGUGUGAGCACAUCUAGAUGGGAACCAUUCAGGCCACCAAUCAUAGGACAGUCUAAUAAGGUUAUCGAAUUAGAGCAGACUGUUGAAUCAUUGAAGGCAGAUAAUAGUAGUCUUCAACAAUCAUAGAUGACCCUUAUGGCAGAUAAUGAGAGCCUCCGGCAACAACAGUUGACCCUUGCUGCACAGAUGCAGUAACUCUACUAGCAUUUAGGGAUGACCUCAACGGAUACCAGUGGGACAGCCACCCUUAAGACACCCGAGAUAUCUAGGUUUUUCAUAUUUCAAUUAAAUAUUUGUAUUUACU